UUGUAUUUUAAAGGGUUGCCGAGUUUCUGUCAUACAAAACUUGUAAACUGUCAAGCAAAUCAAAAAAUUAUUGAAUUCUGCAAAAGAUAAUGUCUGCUCUAUUUAAUCUACCCGGUAUGAUGUCCGUCAUUCUUUUACUCAUCUGCACGUGCACUUAUGUGCGUUCCAUAGCUCCCAAUAUCUUGGAUCAACAUCGUGUGGGAUGGAAGGGUACUUUUUGGAAGUUGGCCAGAAUUGGUGAACGACUAAGUCCGUAUGUGGCUAGCGCCUGUUUGCUGCGAGCCUUUGCCCUGCUUAUGGGCUAUUGAUCUGCCGAGGAGUAUGAGGAAGGCAGAUGGAAAAGGUUGGCCCUGACCACUGUUGGCUUUUUGCAGCUGUAAUCAAUAUGCAAACAAACCAUUUGCCACAAUAAUUACAAAGUAAUGCAGCGUCCGACGCGAAAUGUAAAAAUAAACGCCAGCUGCCCAUGA
Messenger RNA from Drosophila willistoni, 470 nucleotides. RefSeq names its product protein kish. Gene Ontology annotation, biological process: intracellular transport; protein secretion. The record is from RefSeq and is a predicted model, not a curated record. The transcript has 3 exons. Bases 90 to 308 code for a protein of 72 amino acids. NCBI's taxonomy places the organism in Eukaryota, Metazoa, Arthropoda, Insecta, Diptera, Drosophilidae.